AUAUAGAUCCAAUGGCAGCAUUUUAGGAGAGCAGCCUCUGUUCAUUUUGUGUAUCCUCCUUAUAGAGCAUUUUAAAAUGCCAUUCUUUCACAUACUAGUUGAUAUCUGAUUAAUGGAUUGUGGCUUUGAAACAGGGACAAGGAGCUUGUCAUUUCCUUCAAUGGGAGGAUACUCAAGAAAUUACCACAAUUAAUGAUCUUGUAGAUGAAAGCAAACAUGGCAUAUCUGUAGAUUCUACUUCAACAAGCCAUGAGUUAGUCACUAAAAUGGGUGAUUUGAGUACUAAUAAUUGAAAGAGGAAGUUUGAUUCACUAGAGAUGGAAAAUCCUCAACAUCUCCCAACUUCUGUGGCUGUACAUGAACAUUUUGAGAAAGAUCAAGAGCCUGUCAUAGAGAGGAGUGAACAUGAUGAGACUUCAGAGAAUUUAACAUCUACAAAGUAUAUUGAUCCAUCACGAGUUGAGGACUCUUCAAAUCUCCAAGACCUAGCUGUGCUGGAGGUUGAGUUGACUGCAAUACAAGGAAUACAUGGAGAAUCUAUUGGAGUAUCUAAUAUAUUUUUUGCUUUGGGGAUCUUGAUGACCAACACUAAUGCGAUAGUGCUAGCAGAUGGUAACUUCUGGGGAAGGACUGAGAGGCAUGUAAAUUGUUAA
Quercus robur (English oak) is the source of this 653-nucleotide messenger RNA. RefSeq lists its product as uncharacterized. The transcript has 2 exons. The record is from RefSeq and is a predicted model, not a curated record. Lineage: Eukaryota; Viridiplantae; Streptophyta; Magnoliopsida; Fagales; Fagaceae. Bases 318 to 653 code for a protein of 111 amino acids.